This is a messenger RNA of Bombina bombina (fire-bellied toad), 4328 nucleotides long. It is a transcript of the gene MAPK8, whose product is annotated as mitogen-activated protein kinase 8. The transcript has 10 exons. Gene Ontology annotation, molecular function: ATP binding; JUN kinase activity. Bases 40 to 1128 code for a protein of 362 amino acids. Gene Ontology annotation, cellular component: nucleus; cytoplasm. NCBI's taxonomy places the organism in Eukaryota, Metazoa, Chordata, Amphibia, Anura, Bombinatoridae. The record is from RefSeq and is a predicted model, not a curated record. Gene Ontology annotation, biological process: protein phosphorylation; JNK cascade.
GCCAUCAAAAAGCUGAGCCGGCCUUACAAAACCAAACGCAUGCCAGAGGGCUUUACAGAGAACUGGGCGCUCAUGAAAUGCGUCAACCACAAGAAUAUAAUUGGGCUUCUAAACGUCUUUACUCCCCAGAAGUCACUUGAAGGUUUCAGGAUCUGUAAGUACAUUGUGAUGGAGCUCAUGGAUGCUAAUCUGUGCCAAGUCAUACAGAUGGAAUUAGACCAUGAACGCAUGUCCUAUCUCCUUUACCAAAUGCUGUGUGGCAUAAAGCACCUACACUCUGCAGGGAUUAUCCACAGGGACUUAAAGCCUAGUAACAUUGUAGUAAAAUCUGACUGCACCUUGAAGAUUCUGGACUUUGGGCUCGCCCGGACGGCAGGAACAAGCUUCAUGAUGACCCCGUACGUGGUGACUCGUUACUACAGAGCCCCAGAAGUCAUCCUUGGCAUGGGAUACAAAGAGAACGUUGACAUUUGGUCAGUGGGUUGCAUCUUGGGAGAGAUGAUCAAAGGUGGUGUUUUAUUUCCUGGCACAGAUCAUAUUGAUCAGUGGAAUAAAGUAAUUGAGCAGUUGGGGACUCCCUCCCCGGAGUUCAUGAAGAAACUUCAACCAACUGUGAGAACAUAUGUGGAAAACAGACCCAAGUAUGCAGGGUAUAGCUUUGAGAAACUCUUCCCAGAUGUUUUAUUCCCUGCUGACUCGGAGCAUAACAAAUUGAAAGCUAGCCAAGCCAGAGACCUGCUGUCUAAAAUGCUAAUAAUAGAUGCUUCCAAGAGAAUCAAUGUGGACGACGCUUUGAAUCACCCAUAUAUAAAUGUUUGGUAUGAUGCACUGGAAGCUGAAGCUCCUCCCCCAAAGAUCCCAGACAAACAGUUGGAUGAGAGAGAACACACUAUAGAAGAAUGGAAAGAGCUGAUAUAUAAAGAAGUCCUGGACUGGGAUGACCGAUCUAGAAAUGGCGUCAUCAGGGGACAGCCGGCAUCUCUAGGUGCAGCAGUGACUGAUGGAUCCCAGCCUCACACCUCGUCCUCAUCAGCGGAUGCUUCCUCCAUGUCCACAGACCCCACAUUGCCCUCUGACACAGACAGCAGCCUUGAAACCUCAGCAGGGGCGUUGGGUUGUUGCCGAUGACCGCGUGGGGCAAAGGGGUACAAGUUGCAAGGAGGGAGGUGACAGGAAUGGAUCUCCGGGGUAGCACAAUUUUGGGAAUGUGCCACUGCUGUUACUUUAAAAUUAAUAUUAACCCCUUAGCUGCCCACAAAUUGUGAUCACGCUACACUUGAGUGACAGGAAGUUAGUGUGAAUACCUUUUAUCCCUUUCUGUUCUUGGGGGGAGGGGAUAUAACAUUCCCCCACUAGGACUUUGGACGUCAAGUCAAAAAACAAAACCAACAACAAAAAGAGUUUUAACUUUUUUUUUUUAGUCCUGUAAUUGUGACACUUAAGUGCUGGAGGAUUUGAAAAGCUGCCAUAAAAUAUGUAUUGUAAUUUUAUUUUUAUUUAGGGUGGGUAUGGGGGGAGCUCAGACUUUUAAGAAAAGGUCACUUUGGUCCUGAUUGUCUUGAAAAUUUUAUUUUGUAUUAUUAUUAUUUUAUUUUUUUCUGGUGCUGCUCAGUUUUUAUGUUUUUAUUUUUCCAUAAUUGUUAAGUCUGUUCCAUAUUUUAAUAAUUUAAUUUUUCUUAAAUAUAUAUUUAUGGGUUUAUUUUCACUUGUAUUCAGACCUCCUGUGCCAGUAAACCAUAGGGAGGAAAAGGAUAUUGCUUCUUAUUUUAUAAUUGUCUGAUUUGAGGUAUUGGCGCAUUCACUCUUACAAGGCCAUAAAAUAUAUUUUACACAGUCACUUUGUGAGCGUUUAAACCACUAAGUGAUGCAGCUUAGUCCUCAGAGAGGAAAUGGCUGCAACAAACGUUUCCAAAAGAAGUUGUCUGUCUCUGUGGUACGGCAUAAAUUGAAUUUCAGCUCUUAAAAAGGCUGAUUUAAAGGGACAGUAAACACUUUGAGAUUUGUAAUAUAAAUGCUUAAAGGGACAUAAUACCCAUAUACUAAAUCACUUGAAAAUGAUGCCGCAUAAUUGUAAAAAGCUGACAAGAAUUUUUCGCCUUUUUUUUUUUUGUCCUCUCUACCUCUAGAUUUCUUCAGCUCACAAAAGUAAUUGCUCUGUGAAAAUGAACAGUUGCUUUCAGCUACUGUCCAGCUGCAUGUUUGGGGGGGAAAAAACAAAAACAGCCAAUCCGUUUCAUCUGUGCUGAUGUCAUGCAUUGCUUUACUGUGAUCUUAUGAGAUUUAACUGAAUUCUCGUGAAAUUUCACAGUAAACUUCCUUAAACCGAAUAGGGAAAUAUGACUGUGCCUGCAUAUCAGCUGCACACACUCGUGCAAGUCCUGAGACUAUCAUCCUGAUUGGCUGUUUAAAGUCUUUUUACAAUGGGAUGUGGCUACUGAGGAAAUGUUGAGGUAAAAUAUCUACCUUUUUCACUUAUAGAUGUUCAGGUGAUAUUUUCUAAUCCGCUUUUUACAGCCAUGCUGCAUCACUUUCAAGUGCUUCAACAUUUUUUUUAAUUAUGUAUAAGAAACUGGUUUAGUAGAAUAACAAACUUAUUUAUUUUGCCUCCUUUUCCUGUAAUUUUAAGUCUGAAAAUUGAGGAUUUUUUCAGUCCUGAGAACUGAAAGAACAUGACAGAUUUCACAAGCCUAAACCUGCUACAUAUCUGUAUUUAAUUUCCAGUUUGUUGUCUUAUUGUUUCUGCUGGAGCCAUACAAUAGAGAUUUUGUUGACACAAUGACGCAAACCCUAAAUAGCAAAGGCUCAAUAUAGUGUAGCUUAAUCACCUAAAUUAUUUCUAAUCUAUAUGAUUUACUCUUAAAAAUAUCCAUAAAAUCACAAGUGAGAAAAUUGCUUAGAAUGAUUUAAUUAUUAAAAUUAGAUUAUGAGAUAGAACAUAGGUUAACUAUUAAUAAAUAUUAACUAUCAUAAAACCAUAAGUUGGAAAAACAAAACUUUACAUUAAACUUCCAUAUAUGGAUCUGGAAAUUUAAAUUUAUCUGAUUAAAAUUCCUUAUGGGAAUCCUUAUUCAGAAUAAGACGUAUACCAAUGCAUAAAACGUUACCAUUUGGUAAAAGACUAGUGUAUAGGGACGUCUCCAUAGUUACACUAUAAAUGCGACGGUGAUAAUUGUAGUUCCAGAUGCAAGGGAAUCGCCUAUUUCCAAGAGGUGCCGUUAGCACCCGGUAACACCGUUCAUACUAUGAGCUGUGCUUUUCUGUUAUCCCUAUGAUUGGAUAGGCUGCUGUCUCACGUGACUUUCUUACGUAGCUGUAAGCAAAUGUGCUGGGACCGUUAACUUUCACAAAUGUAUCUAAAGUAGCUGCAACAUUUGUAACAGUUCCUGGUAGAGAUACAUUUGUGUUUAAAUAUUCUAACAAUGUUAAAACAGUCUUUAGCUCUUUUCUGAAUCCUGUCUCCACCGUACUUAUGAGUACUCCCUAGAGUUACACAGGAUGAAUCAGGGGAGCAUACCCCUAGAUGGCAGAGUAUAGUCAACGCGUUUCACCCCGUAAAGGGCUUUAUCAAGACACAAUGACAGUGGCAAGCGCUAUCUUUUUCCAGAUGCAAAUUCAUAUUAACUACUCUGUAAAAAAGAAAGUGGUGGGAUGAGUUUGACAGUUUGAGAAAACAAUUGCAGCAAACAAGUUGGUAAUCCGUUCUAAUAAUCUGUAGACUCUGAUUAUAUGUUAACCUUUUGGAAGGUUCCUGAAAUUUUUCUGGCAAGAUGUUUACUGUCCCCUUUAAAACAGGUUUUGAAUCCAUAUAAUGAGAUCCUGAUAUGUCACCCUGUGAUGCAAUAACCGUGUCAGUCUAUUCAGUGCACAGGGAUUGUUUUCAUGAAGCUCUACUUGAUAUACUAUAUAUACAAAAACCGUCUUUAAUGUGGUCUCCCCAUAAAAAAAAAAACAAAUGUAUUUCUUUUUCUUUAGAGGGGGUAUCAAGGUUAGUCUAAAAAGAUAAUGUUUUGUAUAUUUUAACUGUUAGAAUGAAUGCACCAUACCCAUGCAACACCGCCUACGUUUGUGUAUUGGAUACGUUUCACAUGUCUAAGGAUGAAGUUUUAAAUCUCACUAUGUUAAGGUUUUUUUCUGUCUAGACAUACAGAAUAACUGGCUGUUAAUUCCCCGUCCUCUCUUGUUUGUUACUCGUACAGAUCAAUCAUGCAGAACUGUGUUCUGGUUGUACUUACUGUUACAGGGGAGAGGAAAUACACUCACGGGCAACAGACUUGCUACAAUCAUAUAAACUGCCGACUUGUAAUAAAAGAUUGAUGUUAGGGUGAAAA